This is a messenger RNA of Ceratotherium simum simum (southern white rhinoceros), 1963 nucleotides long. NCBI's taxonomy places the organism in Eukaryota, Metazoa, Chordata, Mammalia, Perissodactyla, Rhinocerotidae. The record is from RefSeq and is a predicted model, not a curated record.
CCCCCCGCCGACCAGACACAAAGCGGCUCAAUCCGAGCGGCGCGGGGGCGGGGGGACGCCCAGCCAGGGCUUUCCUUCCGCUGUUCGCCUUCUGCCUGCUCAUGAGGACCCAGCUGACAUCUCGUCCGGCUUCCACGACCCGCCCCCCUCUCACCCGCAACCCCCAAAAAAAGAACGACCCAGACCCCCCAGCCCCCAGCCAGGCCAGACCUGCCUCGUAGGCAGCCGGCUGAGAAGGCGCCCCUGGAAGGGGAAACUGACACCCUGUCAGGGUCCGCCCUUCCCCUCCCCGCCGCUGCACCAGACUCUCCUCUCCCACCCCAGAAGUUGAGGGUCCCUCCGCCCGGCCUCCCGCGCUCCGGCCACCGGGACACUCGAGACCCCGGGAAGAUGGCGAGGAGGAGCCGCCACCGCCUCCUCCUGCUGCUGCUGCGCUACCUGGUGGUCGCCCUGGGCUAUCAUAAGGCCUAUGGAUUCUCUGCCCCCAAAGACCAUCAAGUAGUCACAGCAAUAGAGUAUCAAGAGGUUAUUUUAGCCUGUAAAUAUCCAAAGAAGACCAUUUCCUCCAGAUUAGAGUGGAAGAAACUGGGGCGGAGUGUCUCCUUUGUCUACUAUCAACAGGCUCUUCAAGGUGAUUUUAAACAUCGAGCUGAGAUGAUAGAUUUCAGUAUACGGAUCAAAAAUGUUACAAGAAAUGAUGCCGGGAAAUAUCGUUGUGAAGUUAGUGCCCCAUCCGAGCAAGGCCAAAACCUGGAAGAGGAUACGGUCACUCUAGAAGUACUAGUGGCUCCAGCAGUUCCAUCGUGUGAAGUACCCAAUUCUGCUCUGAGUGGAACCGUGGUAGAGCUACGAUGUCAAGAUAAAGAAGGGAAUCCAGCUCCUGAAUACGCAUGGUUUAAGAAUGGCAUCCGUUUGCUAGGGAAUCCAAAAGUUGGCUCCCAAAGCACCAACAGCUCAUACACAAUGAAUACAAAAUCUGGAACUCUGCAAUUUAACACUGUUUCAAAACUAGACAGCGGAGAAUACUACUGCGAAGCCCGUAAUUCUGUUGGACAUCGCAGGUGUCCUGGGAAACGAAUGCAAGUAGAUGAUCUCAACAUAAGUGGCAUCAUAGCAGCUGUAGUAGUUGUGGCCUUAGUGAUUUCCGUCUGUGGCCUUGGCGUGUGCUAUGCUCAGAGGAAAGGCUACUUUUCAAAAGAAACCUCCUUCCAGAGGAGCAGUUCUGCAUCAAAAGCCACUGCAAUGAGUGAAAAUGAUUUCAAGCACACAAAAUCCUUUAUAAUUUAAAAGAAUCCCACCUUUGAGAUACACCAAAACCACAGUUGUUGCACAAAUUAUUAAAAGAUUAUAAAACUCUGCUUUGUCUUACAUUUGCAAAGAGGUACAUGAGGAGAUGGAAUUGGUAUUUCGUUAUCAAUUUUAUGACCACAAAAUCACUUGAAAUUGUUAUUUUAAACAAACAGUUCUGUCACCACCUAAAAUACAGUCUGGCUUCUUGCGUCUGGACUAAGUUAAAAGAAUCAAAAUACUUUGUAAUAUUCUGGGGUUUGUGAAAUGUUAAAUAUUCUAACUUCUAGAGAAAAUUACUAAAAUAUAUGAAACUGAUUGCGAAAUUAAUCCACAGAGCAUGAAAAUAUAAACUGCAUGUACCCUCUGUGCAGGAGUCUGGUUUGGAGGGUUCAGAAAAUACUCUUGACAGAUGCAAAAGGAACCUCUGGUCUCAUUUCCACCAGAAUCCUUUUUUCUCCCCUAAUAUAACCCUUAUUCUGCUGCUCAUUUAUCACUAAUAUAUCCACAGAAGGGAAGUAGCGGGACUGGGUCUCAUACCCAAAGAUUUGUAAUUUGCGUUUACUUUCAUUUCUGAGAACCAAAAGCAACAUGAAGAAAAACGUCUAACAGCCAGAGCUCACUUACCUGGUGUGUCUCACUGAUUUCUUCAUUAAACAUAAUUUUGAGAGUCAAA